AUGUUAAAACAGAAACUUCUUGUCUUAUUUUUCUUCUUAUUUCUGAUUAGUGGUCAAUUUUCCUACGCACGACUACAUACGAAUAAACACCAAGAAAAUGAUGAUGAUCACAUAUAUCGUUUAUUGAAACGAUUUUUCUCGUCUCAAUCUGGAAUUGGUUCAACACAAAAACCGUCGAAUGUCCUCAAUAGUCUGGUAUAUCCAGGAUCGACUGCCAAAGCACAAGUGUCAUCCCAACGUAGCACAAAUUCACCAUCAUCAAGUGCAUGCCUAUCACACGCAUGUGAACAUGGAGGUAUUUGCAUUCCAAGAGGACAAUAUGUAUACGAUUGUAAAUGCAUUGGGCCAUGGCGAGGAAUCUAUUGUGGAAUUCCGGAUGCUUGUUAUAGAUUACCCUGUCAAAAUGGUGGUACUUGUCUAAACAUGCAUGAUGAUUAUUGGUGCAAGUGUAUAGAUCCAUAUUACGGGAUCAACUGCCAAUUAAAGUAUUCCAGUUCGGUUUAUUCUGAGGAUCGUUGUCGACCCUAUAUCUGUAAUACGGGUCGAUGUAUUUCUCUACAAACUACGUAUUAUUGCCAAUGUCCUGAUGAUCGCUAUGGUGAACAUUGCGAGAAACAAUUUUACAAAAGAACUAUUGAUAGCUAUCAAUCGUAUCGAAGCUUAUCCAAGAAGAAUACAAGAAACAAUUAA
Messenger RNA from Adineta ricciae, 690 nucleotides. Lineage: Eukaryota; Metazoa; Rotifera; Eurotatoria; Adinetida; Adinetidae. The record is from the annotation of a GenBank genome assembly.